UACUAAUUAAUAUUUCUUCCUUAUUGCUGAAAUAACAACUUUUCUUUUUCAUCUGCUAUUUAUUAUAAAGUAGAAUGUUGGUUUACUUUUUUUGUGUGUGAUUAAAUCUGAUCUGAAUUGUCAUAAUCUUCUUUAGAAAUAAAGUACUUAGUUAUCGUAAAGAUUUGAUCAAUAUAUUAAUAAUAAUUUAUUAUUUCUUCAUCAUGGAGAACAUAAUAUGGAUAUGAAAGUUGUGUGGUACAUAAUGCAGUGACUCUGUUUAUGAUGCUGGGGAAUGGAUGGAGAGUGGAAGCUUUUUUGUUUAUUUCUUUAAUAUGUUGGAUUGGACUGUGCUCAAAAAUGGUGCUAAAAACUCUAUGAAAUAAGUGAGUUCAGAUAAUCUCAGACCACACUUUGUGUCAAAUAUGAUGGUUGCUUGCCAAACAAGCUACAAGAUUAGCAAGCAGACUAGUGUUAUUAAAUUUCAUAAAAGUCAUUUUACGACAAAGAAUUUUUUUUUGUGGUAUUUGAACCAGCUAGUCCUUCAUUAAAGCUUUUUAUUAAUGUUAGUAAAUUAAUUAUUUUCAAGCGUUUUGGUAUUGGUUUACAGUUAAACCUCAGAAAGAAUUUGGCCAGAGAUUUCACAGCAUUAUGGUGGAAAACAAGACUGGUGUUUUGAAGUCUUAUAUGAACUUAAUGGCCUUGGUCCAACAGCAAGAAUCCACUAUGACAGAGACGAACAGCCAGCUUAUUGGAACUGUACUCCAUGUCAUUAGGAAGGAUUCCCACAAAUGCAAACCACCAAGCUCUGGAAGAAACAUUUCUUUGAUGAGGAAUCUGGUUUGUGGCAGUUUGAGUCUCUGAGCAACCACCAACCACUGGAAGAAGGUGAUCCUGUACUACAAGCAGCCAUGAGACAUCGAUUUUCUUUGCUUGAUGGCUUGAAUGGUGCUCAGAGAGAUUUUGAGGGAAAUCUGUGGAGAGACCGAUCGGGGCCAUUUUCCUUGUAUCUUCCUGCUAUCUAUGGACCAUGUCUUUGUGGGAAUGUCGAAGACCACACUUUGCACAGAUGGACGAAGUGUUUCGCCUGUAAAACCUGAAGAUUCGGCAGUAAAACCGAAGGAAAUGGCACGUUAAGUGAGAUCUGUAUCGCCAUUUUCAGCACUCGCAGAUGAAGGUUCUCCUGUUCUUUUGUAUCUCAAAAUGUUUUCGGAAAGAGUUGACCCGUACCCCUCUAUAUCAAAGGCUCUAAAGACGAAUACUAACUCUAAAACUAACCCUAACCAUUGAAAGUGGGGUACGGGUUGAACUCAUUCACAGUAUUCUGUUUAUAGUAAUAAAUGGUAUAAUUAUA
Molecule: messenger RNA, 1333 nt
Organism: Gigantopelta aegis
Lineage: Eukaryota; Metazoa; Mollusca; Gastropoda; Neomphalida; Peltospiridae
Exons: 3
Coding region: 771-1079 (102 amino acids)
Source: RefSeq, a predicted model, not a curated record